Messenger RNA from Epithele typhae, 1491 nucleotides. RefSeq lists its product as uncharacterized. The transcript has 3 exons. Lineage: Eukaryota; Fungi; Basidiomycota; Agaricomycetes; Polyporales; Epitheliaceae. The record is from RefSeq and is a predicted model, not a curated record. Bases 1 to 1491 code for a protein of 496 amino acids. Gene Ontology annotation, molecular function: protein binding.
AUGGCAAUCAUCAUUGACCAUCUCAACGACGAUAUUUUCCUCAUCAUCCUCUCCUAUCUCGAGAAGCGAGAUCUCUGCGCCUUGUCGCUCACCUGCAGACACUUCCACAUGAUUGCCUUUCCAGGAAUUUGGGCCGUAUUUUCGACAAACCGGGUUCUCUCCUUGUCCUGGUGGCAUGAGAAUAUCGGCACCAACGCUCGUUAUGUUCGUGAGGUUGCGAUCCAUGUCAGCGACCAGCCAUCUACGCUCCCCGAUGUCUUGUUCGCAACCAAGAACAUCCGUUCCCUCGAGAUAUCCUAUCUGACUCUCAUCUCUGGCGAACCGCGUCUCUCUAUUGCUCUCGCAGAACUGCGCGAGCUCCGGACACUCUCUUGCAACUGGGUCGAGGACAAAAUGCUGCCGACGAUCCAAAACAUCCCCUCUCCCAAUCUCACAAGCCUCAGUCUAGGAUAUGAAGGCCGAACAAACUUCUGCGCACACAUCCCCUCCCUCAUCUCCGCCAUCAGAUCCUUCCCUCGCCUAUAUACUCUCAUUCUAGGGUUCCUCAAACCGACCACCUCUGUCGACAUCGCCAGCUACCCGCCUUUCACCUCCAUCCGGCAGCUCACCCUCAACAGAGUCACAGAACCUGCGACAGAUCUCGUUUAUCUCUGUCCCAACGUGACCUUGCUCAAACUUGGCUUCGACCAUCUGCGCAAAGAAGACCCCAACGAAUCCCGACCGAGAUGGCGCCCCUCGCCGCUCCCUCAACUCACCCUCGCGGAUUCGCGCAUGGAGGCCAGAGACUCCAUGGUCUCGUUGCUGGAACAACGGGACUUGCACGCGACACACGUUCGACUUUCCAUGCUCUGGGGGUUCACGCAGGACGGCAUCUCGUUCACGAAGGGCGAACCCGCGUCCCGACUCCCGCGCGUUCUCGCCGCGCUCAAGCCGCGCUCCCUCUACUUGGAGGUAUUAGCGACGUGGGGCUCAGCGAAGCUGUCUGAUUGCACGGGAACUCUCUGGCAAGAGGUCGCCGCAGCCGCGCCGCACCUGCGUGCGCUCGUGCUCCGUGUGGCUUCGUUCAACGACGACGAUACCGAGAACGAGAGGCCCGGGAGAUGGAUGCCCCCGAAUGCGCUGGUGGCGGAACUCGCCCGGCUCCCGCUCGUCUGCGUCCAUCUCAAGGCGGACCCAGAAUUGUCUGACUGGAAGUCGGGGGACUCGGACCGCCAACGUCUUCACGCGCUCGCCGUGUUUCCCGGGAAGCUCGCCGCGGCCAUUCCUACACUGCGCGUGGUCGGCGUAUCGGAUGGGUGUCGUCAUGAGCAGGGCGUGCGAUCCACGCGGUGGUGGCGCGUCGAGCGCGGCGAUGGCGAUGGCGCGUCGCGGUGGCUGGUCGAGCUCUGGCGCGAAGAUGGGGAGCGGGCGCUGCGGCUCGUGCAGAGCGAGGCGUUUUGCAUGUCCGAUCUUGACGACAUCUACUCGGAGAAGUGUCGUUACGUGCCGUGA